UUGCCGAUGACGCCAGGGCGGAAGUGGGCUAUUUGAAGAGUCACGUGACCGAGGCGCGAGGAAGCUUGUAAAGAGACGACGAGCAUCCAAACGAUGGAGGUGAUCAAAGACUCUCCUGACUAUAACUGGUUUAGAAGCACGGUGCCGCUGAAAAGAAUUAUUGUUGACGAUGACGACAGCAAAGUGUGGUCCUUGUAUGAUGCAGGACCAAAGAGCAUCAGGUGUCCCGUCAUCUUCUUCCCGCCCGUUAGUGGAACUGCAGAGGUGUUUUUCCAGCAGAUGUUGACUCUGACAGGCUGGGGCUACAGAGUCAUAUCUCUGCAGUAUCCUGUGUACUGGGGUCUCAUGGAGUUCUGUGACGGCUUCAGAAAGCUCCUUGAUCACCUGCAGUUGGAUAAAGUUCACGUUUUCGGCGCAUCCUUGGGAGGUUUCCUGGCCCAGAAGUUUGCAGAGUUCACGUGCAAGUCACCCAGGGUGCACUCUUUGAUACUGUGUAAUUCUUUCAGCGACACCGCCAUCUUUAACCAGACAUGGACAGCAAACAGUUUUUGGUUGAUGCCAGCAUUCAUGUUGAAGAAGAUUGUUCUGGGAAACUUUGCCAAAGGACCCGUUGACUCAAAAAUGGCCAGUGCAAUUGAUUUCAUGGUGGAUAGGCUGGAGAGCUUGAACCAGAGUGAGCUAGCAUCACGGCUAACACUCAACUGUCAGAACUCUUACGUGGAACCGCACAGAAUACACGACGUGGCAGUGACCAUUAUAGACGUUUUUGAUCAGAGCGCACUCUCCAUCGAAGCAAAGGAGGAGAUGUACAAAUUGUUUCCUAAUGCCAGACGAGCUCAUCUGAAAACUGGAGGGAACUUCCCUUACCUUUGCAGAAGUGCGGACGUCAACCUCCACAUACAGGUCCACUUGCGUCAGUUCCAUGGGACGCGCUACGCUGCCAUCAACCCUGCCAUGGUGAUCGCUGAGGAGCUGGAGGUCCAGCAGUGCCACAGGAAAACCUCCGACGAGGAGCAAUGACCGACACUUUACCUUCCGCGCAAGUUUGACCUUUUGAUUAAAAACCACAAUUAAGGGGCGUUUCCUCAAAUGUUUAAUCCCGCGGCCAAGUAAAUGAGUUGUAUUAUUUCAUAAACCUCCUUCACAAAUGUGUAUAUACUGUAGACAUAUACAAAAUUGUUUUGGCAAAAUGAGAUGAUUUAGAAUCCAAACUAAAGAUAGUUUGUCUCGGAUCAUUUUCAUUCAACAAAAAGUCAAACUUCUCACGUCUGGCCUCUUCUCUUAAAGGCACAGUACACUUAAUGCAUUCAAUACAACCAAUCCUAGCCCUCUUUACCAAACUUCUUCCAAAUGAUUUUACGACUUUCAAAUAAAUCAAAAACAUGCAAUGACAAACAACUGCCAACUUUGGUCUUUGGCCUCCGGCUCGGUUAAUUUGCAAACUUUUGAGUUGAAGCGACAUAAAAUGUGUCCGUUCCUAUAUCAUACUUGCUUUUAACAAAAUAGUCUGUCAGCUGUUAUAAAUGUUUUUUAUUCCAAAUGGAUCAAUCACUCUUUGUCACAUUAGGUAGUUUUAAUGACUGAUUUGCCAAAGUGCCUUCAAUGAAAUCAAAUUGCAGCAAAUGUUAAGUGUUUUCUUUACAAAAACUGAAAUAAAAGAAAAAUGUACAUAACAACACAUUUGUUUUU
This is a messenger RNA of Nerophis lumbriciformis (worm pipefish), 1689 nucleotides long. RefSeq names its product SPG21 abhydrolase domain containing, maspardin (gene spg21). Gene Ontology annotation, cellular component: cytosol; trans-Golgi network transport vesicle. Gene Ontology annotation, molecular function: CD4 receptor binding. Lineage: Eukaryota; Metazoa; Chordata; Actinopteri; Syngnathiformes; Syngnathidae. The record is from RefSeq and is a predicted model, not a curated record.